This is a messenger RNA of Sordaria macrospora k-hell, 537 nucleotides long. RefSeq lists its product as uncharacterized. Lineage: Eukaryota; Fungi; Ascomycota; Sordariomycetes; Sordariales; Sordariaceae. The record is from RefSeq and is a predicted model, not a curated record.
AUGCUCGUCAAGACACUCAUCACCCUCGUCUCGAGCUUCGCUGCUCUGGCCAACGCUGCUCCUGCUCCCGGCCUCGGCGCGUUCAAGCAUGACACCGACCACAACGGUACCAACGUUUUCAGCAGCAGCGGCCUGCCCCACAUGCUGUUCCACGACUGCAAGGGCGACAAAUACGUGACCAAGACCACUGCCGGCUCCCCGCUCGUCGAUGACUGCCGCCACAUCGCGGACGUGAUCAUCCCCGACUUUGACCAUACCCCCAUCUGCUGGUCCUGGGCCAGCACCAUCCCCAGGGAGAUUCUCAGCUACGGCAGCUGCGCUGUCAACAUUGCCAGCAAGCUCGACAAGUACCCCAACGGCGACUUGAUCGAGUGCUGCAACAAGGACAUUCAGGACUUCAUCCACUACGCCAUUGACAACUUCCGCUGGACCACCCCCGAUGGCCACCUCGUUGUCGGCGCCGAGGGCUACGCCAACUGCCCUAGCGACUUCCCUUCCCAUCUAAGCUCUGCCGUCUACGGUCUUUACCACACUUAA